UCCGUUUUCAAUUCCCUCCUCUCACUCUUUUUGUUGCUUCUCACCUGCCCCUUUUGAUUUCUUCUGCUAACCCUUUUCUUUUCCGAAAUCAACACCACAAACUGUUCCGCCUAUGGAUUAAGCAGCUCCGUCUAUUCAAUUCCAUUACGCUUUCGUUCUGGUUUAGACGACAAAACCAUCCACAUCUCUGGACUGGAAUCUUCCCUUCUUUGAUUUUGGCGAAGAAUUUUGUCGUCUUCUUCAAGUAUCUGCCAAUUGCUCGCUUCCCUGAUCCAGGAAUCAUGAACCAUCCUCAUUUUCUCUGUUCUUGAGACAGAUAGAGAGAGAAACAGAGCUUGUUGAUUGGUUUUCCGUAAUGGGUUUCUUAGUUUCUCUCUUCAAACAGAAGGGUUUUGUUAUUUUCUUGAAUCUCUCGUUUCUCUCACUGGCUUGUGCUUUUUUAGCGAUUCGAUUUCACUAUCCAGAAGAAACCCAAUUCCGUGUUCUUAACAAGAGCUUCAGAAAACUCCAUGGCACUGCUCAGGAAGAUUGCCGGAAUUUUAUUGGUCUACCUGACUUUGAAGCUAAGUGCUCUGUUCUUAAAUCCAACAACCCUUGUAACACCCAAGGCUAUAUAGAUUAUCUUUAUGUUUUCUAUUGUCAGUAUGGAAGUUUUAGCAUUCUGGGCUAUACUCUGUUGUUUCUGUGGCUUCUUGUGUUGUUCUAUCUUUUGGGUAACACUGCUUCUGAAUACUUUUGCUCUUCCCUUGAGAGUUUGUCGAAAUUGUUGAAUCUAUCCCCAACAAUUGCUGGUGUUACUCUGCUUUCUUUGGGUAAUGGCGCACCUGAUGUUUUUUCCAGCCUUGUUGCUUUCAUGGGAGAUGGAACUACUGAUAUUGGCUUGAAUACUGUUCUUGGUGGAGCCUCGUUUGUUACCUGCGUCGUUGUCGGAAUCAUAAGCAUUUUGCUGCGUUUUCGACGGAUUAAGGUUAAUAGGGUUGCCUUCAUUAGAGAUGUUUUGUUCUUCCUCUUGGUUCUUUUGUCUGUUUUUUUUAUAUUGCUUCAUGGACAUAUCAAUCUGUGGGGUUCCCUUGCCUUUUCUUCCAUGUAUCUUGUUUAUGUUUUGGUUGUUUAUGUCUCCCAUGCCCAAUGGCUGAGUUUGAGGAGGGAUAUUUUCCAACCCCUUUUGAAAGAGCCACCAAAGGAUGAGUCUGAGGGCCAAAAUGACGAUGACGACAACGACGACGGUGUUAGAAUCGACGUAUACGAUGUCUGUUUUUGUCCUAGUUUUUCGCCUUCUUGUGUUUUUUUCCUUCGCCUUCUUGAGAUUCCUCUUUACUUGCCUAGAAGGCUGACAAUUCCCACUAUUGCUGAAGAAAACUGGUGUAGACUGUAUGCAGUUGCUUCAGUGACAUUAGCUCCCAUUCUCUUAGCUUUUCUAUGGGCAUUUCACCACCAGAUCGAUAUGUCUCGGUCGAACGUAAUCAUCUGCAUCGUCGCCUUGCUGGUCGGAGUUAGUUUUGGAAUUGUUGCAUUUGUGACAACUGAGAAUUCAAGCCCACCAAAGAAGUGGCUGUUCCCAUGGCUUGCAGCUGGGUUCACCAUGAGUUUAACAUGGAGUUAUAUUAUAGCUCAGGAACUGGUAGGGCUAUUGGUUUCACUUGGCUACAUAAUGGGCAUAAGCCCUUCAAUUCUAGGACUGACCUUCCUGGCUUGGGGAAACUCUCUUGGGGAUUUAGUUUCCAAUGUGACCGUGUCCUUGAACGGCGGGCAGCGAGGCGCCCAAAUAGCCAUCUCCGGCUGCUACGCCGGCCCCAUCUUCAGUACGCUGUUCGGCCUUGGGAUGUCCCUUGUCAGCGCUUCAUGGAAGAAGUAUCCUGAGCCGGUGGCCAUCCCGGCUGACCCUUACGUGAUGGAGACAUUGGGGCUGUUGGUAGGAGGGCUGCUAUGGGCGCUUGUAAGUUUGCCAAGGAGAGAGAUGAGGGUUGAUGCAGUGUUGGGAGGAGGCCUUCUGGCUAUCUAUUUGACCUCUUUGCUCUUAAGAGUGUUGCAAGCUCUUGGGUCUUCCCAUUAGAACCAUUUUUGACACUCAACUCUUACUACCACAAAACAGAAACAAUCUAAUUAGUUAGUUAGGUAAAUUAAUUAGUCGUUUUUUUUGUAAUAGUUUUAACUUUGAUUAGAAUUCGAAUCAAUGAAGCUAGAUUUGCAUUGUAUUGUAUGUA
Cucurbita pepo subsp. pepo (vegetable marrow) is the source of this 2204-nucleotide messenger RNA. The record is from RefSeq and is a predicted model, not a curated record. NCBI's taxonomy places the organism in Eukaryota, Viridiplantae, Streptophyta, Magnoliopsida, Cucurbitales, Cucurbitaceae.